AUGAGCGACUUGCAAAAUGAAAUAAACGAAGCUGCAGUUGAAGCGUCUAUAGUUUCAGAAGACCCAAUUUUAAAUCAACUAGAAGAGCUAGUCCAUAAAAUUAUCACAGAUAUAAUUAAUGGCAUCACUUUUCCUAAUGAAGAUAAAGAUUCAGCUAUUUUUAACUUGCCUUUUAAACCGAAAAAAAUCACUACAGAGAAAUUUGUUUUUCUUGUUUUUUCUAAACCUAAAGCUCUUCCAGAACAUCAUAAUGAGCCUGCCCUAGAGCUGAAAGACAAAAUUUCAGAGCUUAAAGGUGACUAUAAUUUAAAGCCUGCAUUUGGUACAAAAACUCCUAAAAAUUUUUACGUUCCAUUAUCAUUUAGAGUUUCCUUAGAUUCAGCAACUGAGUCAUCAUCACGAAACCAAAACUCUAUAAAAACGCCUGCAAACUCAGAAAUAUCAAAUAAGCCACCCAAGCCUAAAAUAUUUCCUAGAAAAAGUGAAAUUAUUUCUGAGUUAAAUGAGACUAUAUCAAAAAUGACUGUUAAAUAUAUAGACAAGCUGAAAACAAUUAAAAAUCCAGGGCUACCAUAUGAAAAUAUAGGAAUUGCAUUUUUAGUUCUAUAUGAUAUUGAUGUCCUACGAUUUCACCCAUGAGAAGGUUUUCUAAGUUCUUUAGCCCAGCCAGGACUAAUUGUCCAAAAAUUAAGAAAAGUAGAAAAAUUAGUUGAGUCAAAUAAAAUCUCCGAUGCUCAUAUCCAGGAUAUCAAAACCCAUUUAUCAUGCAUUAAAGAAAAAGAUUUUGAAAAAGAAGAGUAUAGAGAGUUGGCUCAUUUAUAUAAAUUCCUAAUCUGUGUUUAGAAAUAAAAUGGUGGCGUUGACAGAAGUAGGCCUCCGAUGGACACUCACUAUUAUGGAGUAGGUAGGACCAUUCUGGUGAAGCCGAAAACAGGGCAUUUGUCAUUUUAGGUUUCAUAUAAUUAAAAUAUGGCGUCUUCGUCUGGGCAUGGCCUCCCGGCCAUGCAGCCUCGACUCAUAUUUUAAUUAUAUCCGGCAAGGUUUUACCAUUUCAGAGAUGGACAGCAAUGCUAGGUAAGCAAUUCUGGUAGCUUUCAGAGCCUAGCCCUAGUCUAUUCUCAGGGGUGGAUUUUUCCUCGUGGGGAAGGAAGGUGCAGGGUUGGAAAGGGGAAGCCCAGCAAAGUCCUCUGGACCAUUCGGGCAACUCCCUAGCGUGAAACUGGGCGUUACGUCCCAGCUUUGCAUUUUUCCUUUUUGCCGAUAGCCGACCAGAAAAAUCCAUUUUUUGGGUUUUUCGGAAAAGCAACCCAUGUAACAAGCAAGUAGCUCAUCCAUUAGCCGUCGAAGACGUGGACAUUUGCCCUAGAAGCACCCUGGUGAUCGAAGCGAGCUUGUCUCCAGCAAGUUGGUGGGCCCGAUGCGACGAAAGGCGAGUGAUAAACCUGGAGUUGUAACCCCGUAGUGGACGUUAAGCGAUAUAAAUUCUAAUGUAAUGUAAUGUCAUUUUAGGUUUUCAGAUUUGGGAAGCCUUGCUGAAAAGGGAGGUCUUGUUUCUCCCCUAGGUUUUCUGUCCCUGAAAAUGGGCUAGACAGAUUUUGUCUACAUACGGUCUUUCCUCAUCGGGACCAUCGGGCACUCUCCAGUCACUGGCUCUACCUUAAAGGAGCUAAAUAGGAAAUCCAAAAUGGCAGUUUUCCAUUUUCCUUAUUCGUACUCUAGAGUCUAUGUUAGGAGCCGAUACUCCGCUUAUUGCCAGCUUAAUUUCUUACUAACUAAGCUGUGCAGCAAAACUCUAUGAAGUUAACCACUCAAGGUCAAUUCCUGAAAAGCAGCCUAAAGCUAAAAUUCAAAAGUCUGCAUCUAUGAAUUCAUCUUUACUGUUAGGAAAAGCUACCUCUCAAAGCCCAACAAAAGAAGACGGCAGCACUACAAAUGUAAUAGAAAUCGCUGAUAAAGCUAUGCUUCAAAAAAUCAUUGAAAAAGAAAAAUUUAAUUUAGUCCUAGAGAAGCAAAAGCAAAAAAAGGCGAUGUGAGAUAGAGAAAGAGAGUUCAAAAAAGAGCUGAAAUUAGAAGAACAAAGGGAAUUUCUCAGAGAAAUUGAAUAUAAGCGAUCACUUGUAAAGUUAAAUUAGGAAGAAAAGUAUAAAAAGCAGCAAGAAGCCCAGAAGCAAAAAGAGAAAAGCGAACGAAAAGAGGUAUGUCAAAAGAAAAUUCUCGAAAACAAACUGCUAAAGCUGGCUAGAUUCCAAGAACAAGUAGAAAGCAACGAAAUUUUACUCUCACAAAGGUCAACUAAAGAAUUUUUAAACCAGCAAGCAGAAAAAAGAGUAGUUCCUGACGAAAGUUUAGAAAAGCAAAUAAAGCAGCUGAAAAAAGCCAAAAAAAGAACUCAGUAA
This is a messenger RNA of Blepharisma stoltei, 2396 nucleotides long. NCBI's taxonomy places the organism in Eukaryota, Ciliophora, Heterotrichea, Heterotrichida, Blepharismidae. The record is from the annotation of a GenBank genome assembly.